Striga hermonthica is the source of this 2165-nucleotide messenger RNA. NCBI's taxonomy places the organism in Eukaryota, Viridiplantae, Streptophyta, Magnoliopsida, Lamiales, Orobanchaceae. The record is from the annotation of a GenBank genome assembly.
AUACCAAGGCCUACUCGAGCAUUUUGAUGUUAAAAGCUUUUGACAAAAUGGGUCUUGAUCCCGCCGACAUCCGACCUUGCAAUGACCAAAUACAGGGAUUCAACGAAAGCAUUUCCAGGCCUAUCGGCGAAAUCACGUUACCUGUCAGAUUUGGCACUUCAGAGAACGUUACUAAGCUCGUCAUGGAAACUUUUAAAGUUCUUGACAUCAACAACGAGUAUAAUGCCAUCAUCGGCAGAACAGCCUUGUACAAACUUCGAGCUGCGGUUUCGAUCUUUCACUACGCAUUGAAGUUCCCGACUACACGAGGAGAAGGGACGCACUUCGGAGACGAAAGAGAAGCUCGAGAACUUGUCACAUUUAUACCAUCCAACGGAAUCCAUUCCACUUCGGCGGGUAAUAAUGAAAAUUCCCCACUACAGAACACCUCGGACGACACCGCGCCCGAAGAACCCCCCUCGGAGUCCUUAACCGAAGACCGAGGUCGACGGCCUGGGAAGGAGCCACUCAUUGAAGAGGACGAAUUGGACCCAAGGGCCUUAUUUAAAGAAAAAAGCCGAGGUGAUCGAGCUGAACCUGGAGAAGACGUAGAAUUGAUCUAUAUUGAUGAACCAAUCUUCCAUAAAUCGUUGCGUAUCGGAAGCCAUCUUCAAGAGCCUCUCCGGUCAGAACUCAUCUCGUUUCUCAAACGUAACUCUGAUGUUUUCGCCUGGAAGCACGAGGAUAUGAAGGGUAUCGACCCUGGCGUGGCUAGCCACAAAUUGAACCUCGAGCGAACCAUCCGGCCUGUUGUUCAGAAGAGAAGGAAACUGGGGCCGGAUCGUCAGAAAGAACUGGAAGAGGAAGUUAAAAAGCUCAUCGACAACAAAUUCAUCAAAGAGGCCAAAUAUCCGACAUGGGUCUCAAACCCCGUUCUUGUCAAGAAGAGCAAUGGUCUGUGGAGAUUGUGUAUUGAUUUUUCCGACUUGAAUAAGGCGUGCCCAAAGGACAGCUACCCGCUCCCCCACAUAGAUUAUAUGGUUGAUGCCACGUCGGGACACGAGUUGAUGAGUUUCAUGGAUGCUUACUCCGGCUACAAUCAGAUUCCUAUGGAUCCUAAAGAUUCCGAACACACCUCGUUCUAUUCGGCCCGAGGCUUGUACUGCUAUACUAUGAUGCCAUUCGGAUUAAAGAACACCGGAGCCACUUAUCAGCGCCUCGUCAACAAAAUGUUCGCUACGCUGAUCGGUCAUACUAUGGAAGUUUAUGUCGACGACAUGCUCGUCAAGUCGGUGCACGCUUCUGAUCAUAUAACACAUCUUCAAGACAUGUUUGCUAUCCCCCGAUCUUAUUCCAUGGUCUUAAAUCCCAAAAAGUGUACUUUCGGAGUCGAAUCUGGAAAAUUUCUUGGCUAUAUGGUCAGCCAGCGCGAAAUUGAAGCCAAUACGGCUAAAAUUAAAGCCAUUCAGGAUUUAACUCCCCCGAUCUCGGUUAAAGGUGUUCAGGCCCUAACCGGCCGACUUGCCGCGCUCAACCGGUUCAUCUCCAAGUCAACAGAUCGUUGCAAGCCUUUUUUUGAAGCAAUCAAGAAAGGAAAACGUUUUGAAUGGACCGAGGAAUGCCAAAAAGAUCUCGUCAGCAUCAAGGAGACGCUCGCUUCUCCGCCGACGUUACAAAAACCGAGACCCGAGGAAAUGCUAUUUUUAUACCUCGGAGUCAGUGAUUCCGCCAUUAGCGCUGUUUUGAUACGAGAAGAGGGACUGUUACAAUCGCCUAUCUAUUAUGUCAGCAAAGCCUUGCAUGAUGCUGAGUUACGUUAUCCUCCGAUGGAAAAAUUGGCGUUCGCGCUUGUUAUUGCUGCUCGGAAACUGCGACCCUAUUUUCAAGAACAUUCCAUAACUGUCCGCACUUCGUAUCCACUUCGACAAAUUUUGCACCGACCUGACACCUCGAGACGCAUGAUAAAAUGGGCCAUUGAGCUCGGACAAUUCGACAUCCAUUAUCAACCGAGGACCGCGAUCAAGGCUCAAGCUUUAUCCGACUUUAUCGCCGAAUUUACUCCGGCUAUAACAGUUCAUCAUGAUAAUCAGCCGUGGGUUCUCUAUAUUGAUGGUUCCUCAACCGCCAACCGAGCAGGCGCAGGGAUAGUUUUAGCUGACCCGGAAAAUCGAUUAUUCUGCCACUCG